Penicillium diatomitis is the source of this 1287-nucleotide messenger RNA. RefSeq lists its product as uncharacterized. The transcript has 7 exons. NCBI's taxonomy places the organism in Eukaryota, Fungi, Ascomycota, Eurotiomycetes, Eurotiales, Aspergillaceae. The record is from RefSeq and is a predicted model, not a curated record. Gene Ontology annotation, molecular function: D-mannose binding. Gene Ontology annotation, cellular component: Golgi membrane; COPII-coated ER to Golgi transport vesicle; endoplasmic reticulum membrane. The coding region runs from base 1 to 1287 and encodes 428 amino acids. Gene Ontology annotation, biological process: endoplasmic reticulum to Golgi vesicle-mediated transport; endoplasmic reticulum organization; Golgi organization.
AUGAGGUGCUUGAGCACGUUAACAUUCUUCGCCAUUGGGGCCACUGCCCAGGUGAUCGAAGGAACUAGCUUUGGCCAUGGAACAACACUGACCUCGCUGCCAGAAUUUCUCCCCAUCGAGACUCAAUUCCGGGUUGGAGCCUGGGGGGAGAGGGUCACAUACCAAUUCUUCUGCCUUCAGCUUUCGGACAAAGUUAUUCUCACGCCACCUUACCCUGGCAACACCCGUGGAUCCGCUUGGGCUCAGAACCCUGUAUCCCAGCAGGAAUGGUCGGCUGAAUUCCAAUUCCGAGCGAGUGGACCUGAACGAGCAGGUGGUAUCAUGCAGUUGUGGUACGCAAAAGAUGGGCAAACUCGAGUUGGCACGUCUAGCAUCUACACUGUCGGGCCAUUCGAUGGCUUUGCCCUUGUGGUUGAUACUCAUGGAGGCCGGGGCGGGAGCGUUCGCGGAUUCUUGAACGACGGGACGGUCGACUAUAAGAGCCAUCGAAGCGUCGACAGCCUCGCUUUCGGUCACUGCAACUAUGCGUACCGGAAUCUGGGCCGACCCAGCUCGAUUAAGGUCAAGCAUACCAACUCAGUCUUCGAGGUCACUGUUGAUGACAAGGUCUGUUUCUCGACCGGCAAGAUUAACUUGCCGACUGGAAAUACAUUCGGUCUCACUGCUGCCACCCCCGAGACGCCAGAUUCGUUCGAGGUCUUUAAAUUCAUCCUCACAUCUGGCUCCGGACAGGGACAGACCGCCCAAAGCCCUCAAGAUAGCACCCAGCAGCAACAGCAGCAUAUCGUUAAUCACAACCAAGUCCCAGUAGGUGGUGAUUCUAAGACGUCCGGGUCAGACAGUUCAAACGCCGCUCAAUUUGUUGAGCUUCACAGCCGCAUUCAACUUCAGAAUAAGGCAAUCAACAACAUCAUUCAGGAAAUGAAGGCCCAAGCUGGCAAGACCGAAGCACGCCACAACGAGGCCAUGCAAAAGCUGGUGGCAAAAGAGCAGAUCGCGACUCUCGACGCCCGUCUCCAGCGCAUCGAGUCUCUUCUGCAGAAUAUUCAGCGCGAUUUGGAGGGCAAAGACUACAGCGGUCGCUUCAAUCAACUUCAGGAUACGCUUCGAUCGUCGCACCUCAGUCUCACUGAGAAUCUUCAGAGUCACUUCAUUAGCGCCAUCACUGCUUCAACUCCUCGAAUGGGCUUCUUCAUCUUCCUGGUCAUUGCUUUUCAGGCUCUUCUGGCUACUGCAUAUGUGAUUUACAAGCGUCGUCGGGCGAACAUGCCCAAGAAAUUCCUCUGA